Dermatophagoides pteronyssinus (European house dust mite) is the source of this 635-nucleotide messenger RNA. RefSeq lists its product as uncharacterized. The record is from RefSeq and is a predicted model, not a curated record. Lineage: Eukaryota; Metazoa; Arthropoda; Arachnida; Sarcoptiformes; Pyroglyphidae.
AAAACUUACGAACUUAUUGAAAUUGAAAAUAAUUUUUUUCAAUUUUGUUUUUGGUCCAAAAAAAUUGACAAUUUUUUUUGAAAACAAAAAAAACUUUCCUAACAUGUCUUCUAAUAACGUUCAUCAUCAUGAAAAUCGUGUACAAUUUGCCGAAGAAAAUGAUAAUUUGGAACAUAAUUCUGAAAUACAGAUACAAAUAUCGAAUGAAUUGGUUGCCAAUAUACAUCUUGGUUUUUUACAAAUAAAUUAUAAAUAUGAGAUAAAAUUUUCAUUCGAAUCAAAUGAAAUGAUUGAAAAUCAAUUUGAUUUGAAUAAUAGUUGUACUAAUGAUUGUCAUGCACAAAUUAUUGAAAUUCGUUCGAUAUCCAAAUCAAAAGAUGAUUCGAAUGAUAAUAACAAUGAUAAUGGUGAUAAACUAUUUGAACAUCAAUUGACGGCACAUUUAUUUGCAUUCAAAGAAAAAUUUCUUAAACAAACAGUAUCAUUAUUACCAUUGAAUCCACAAUCGAACAAAGUUUUAACAUUUAUAUUCAAUGCACGUGUAUUGGGUAAAGAUAAAGGAACACCAUUGCUUAAAAAUGGUAUACAAAGUAUUGGCUAUUGUCCGGAUGAUGAUGAUGAUGAACUUUGAAAAC